CAUUUCAGAACACCGUGGAACAAAACAGUUUCCAUCAUAGUUAUUGCCUCUGUUGCCCCUGUUCCACCUGCCAAGAGAGGAGACGGCAAAACCAGAAUGCCUCUUGAGAUGAGUGAUCUGAGGAUUGUUCUUCUGGGUAAGAGUGUGUCAGAGAACAGCCAAGUGGGAAACUUCAUCUUAGGAAGAGCAGCGUUUGACAGCGAAUCUCCUUCAGAUGAUGUAGGGCCGUAUAGUGACAGAGUCCGAGGAAAACAUGUUACUGUCGUCAACACUCCUCUCCUGCUCAACCCAGAUCUCUCACUACGUCACAUCACACAGGCAGUGAAGGAGUGUUUGUCUCUGUCUGCUCCAGGACCUCACGUGAUCAUUCUGGUCCUCAAACCCGAUGAGUGUUCAAGAGAAGAGAAAGCGUGCAUCGAGAUACUGCUCAGCUGUUUCUCUGACAGUGUGUUUCAACACACCCUGGUGCUCACGACACAAGAGCCAGACCGUGCUGAGCCAACUGAAGUCAAUGAUGUCCUAAAGGAAAUCAUUAAGAAAUGUUCUAACAGACACAACAGAUUGGAGAGAAACAGCACCCCUGCUGGCCUUAUAGCAUCACUUCAGGAAAUUGUUCAGGAGAACGAUGGAUGUUACUUGAAUUGUAACAAAUGUGGAGAUUUCACUACAGAAGCCACAGAAAGAGCCUCUGUUGCCCCUGUUCCACCUGCCAAGAGAGGAGACGGCAAAACCAGAAUGCCUCUUGAGAUGAGUGAUCUGAGGAUUGUUCUUCUGGGUAAGAGUGUGUCAGAGAACAGCCAAGUGGGAAACUUCAUCUUAGGAAGAGCAGCGUUUGACAGCGAAUCUCCUUCAGAUGAUGUAGGGCCGUAUAGUGACAGAGUCCGAGGAAAACAUGUUACUGUCGUCAACACUCCUCUCCUGCUCAACCCAGAUCUCUCACUACGUCACAUCACACAGGCAGUGAAGGAGUGUUUGUCUCUGUCUGCUCCAGGACCUCACGUGAUCAUUCUGGUCCUCAAACCCGAUGAGUGUUCAAGAGAAGAGAAAGCGUGCAUCGAGAUACUGCUCAGCUGUUUCUCUGACAGUGUGUUUCAACACACCCUGGUGCUCACGACACAAGAGCCAGACCGUGCUGAGCCAACUGAAGUCAAUGAUGUCCUAAAGGAAAUCAUUAAGAAAUGUUCUAACAGACACAACAGAUUGGAGAGAAACAGCACCCCUGCUGGCCUUAUAGCAUCACUUCAGGAAAUUGUUCAGGAGAACGAUGGAUGUUACUUGAAUUGUAACAAAUGUGGAGAUUUCACUACAGAAGCCACAGAAAGAGCCUGA
Molecule: messenger RNA, 1329 nt
Organism: Labeo rohita (rohu)
Lineage: Eukaryota; Metazoa; Chordata; Actinopteri; Cypriniformes; Cyprinidae
Product: GTPase IMAP family member 8-like
Exons: 6
Coding region: 97-1329 (410 amino acids)
Molecular function (GO): GTP binding
Source: RefSeq, a predicted model, not a curated record